GUUUUUGUCCAUCUAUCACAUCUUUUAGCAAGGUGAAUGCACCGUGGCAUCUGAUACACCAUGAAAGGCACUUGCAUGACUUCCACAGAAUGCGUCUCGAAUGGUGGUGCCGCUGAUGGGAAUUGUGCCUCUGGUUUCGGAGUAUGUUGUUCCUUUGUGGUGAGAGGUUGUGGAGGAACCGUCGCCCACAACUGCACCUAUGUUCAGAACACAGAGUUUCCAGCCACUCGCGCGGGAGGAGAGACCUGCAAAUUUGGAUUCAAUAGGAUAUGCGAUACCGGGACAAUGCUGCACGGGGAUUGUGCAACCAGUGGGGAUUUCCUCACCGUUGCUAGUCCCCGCGGGAAAAUCCCCGCCUGUGACGUGUGGAACAUUGACAGGCCAACACAUGUAUCUUGAGACUGGCUCAGCUGGAGGGGCGGGUAGUAUCGACAUAAAUUAUGGAUCUGCCAUCUCAACGAGAACAUUCAAAAUCAAAGUCACUUUUUAUCAGUGCGACUCCUUGAACAAG
Messenger RNA from Tigriopus californicus, 511 nucleotides. RefSeq lists its product as uncharacterized. Lineage: Eukaryota; Metazoa; Arthropoda; Copepoda; Harpacticoida; Harpacticidae. The record is from RefSeq and is a predicted model, not a curated record. The coding region runs from base 61 to 399 and encodes 112 amino acids. The transcript is spliced from 5 exons.